Molecule: messenger RNA, 663 nt
Organism: Spodoptera exigua (beet armyworm)
Lineage: Eukaryota; Metazoa; Arthropoda; Insecta; Lepidoptera; Noctuidae
Source: the annotation of a GenBank genome assembly
CAUCAGACCCUAUGGUCAUGUCAAACAAGAAUUGUCAAUGUCAAAUAAUGUCAAUAUCAACUAUUUGUGAUUGCUUGUUUUAACGUGUUUGCAAGUUGCAAAACUUUAUUUAAUUGUAUUUUAUUUAAAAACCCGUGUACAUAAGCUGUUAAAAUGAAUGCGCCACCAACAUUCGAAUCAUUUCUCUUAUACGAUGGAGAGAAAAAGGUCCAGAAAGAAGAAGACACAAAGGUGACCAAUGCGGCUAUAUUCACGGUUAACAAGGAAGAUCACACACUUGGCAACAUGAUCAGGCAUCAACUGCUAAAGGACCCAAAAGUCUUAUUUGCUGGAUACAAGGUACCUCAUCCACUGGAGCAUAAGUUUGUGUUGCGCAUCCAAACCACAUCGGAUUACACUCCCCAGGAAGCUUUUAUGAAUGCUAUUACUGACUUAACCUCUGAACUAUCACUGUUCGAGGAGAGAUUUAAGGAAGCCAUAAAGGAGAAGAAAGAAGGUUUAGACUAAAUAAAUUAAUAUUUUUCAGAUAAGAUUAUGAAUAAGUAAUAUUGUAAUAAUAAAAUAAAAUAUAAAAUGAUUUCAAAUAUUUAUCUCUUUUUAUUAGGGAUCCUCAAUGAAUUCAACAACCAUUAUAAUUUUAGAAAAAUUCCUUGUGGAUUUUUU